Molecule: messenger RNA, 8720 nt
Organism: Chilo suppressalis (striped riceborer)
Lineage: Eukaryota; Metazoa; Arthropoda; Insecta; Lepidoptera; Crambidae
Source: the annotation of a GenBank genome assembly
CGUAAUCGAAGAAAACAGACAGAGUUCGUCCGGCAGUGUUUACCGAUUUUAUUUACCGUUCGAUUAACUCUAGUUAAAUUGAUGUGUUGUGAAUAAUGCAAGCGUUCUGUGAUUAGUUAUUUUGUUCUACAGUUUGAGUGGUUUUCAUAGUUGAAUUUAGUCUUAGAACCCGAAGAAACUGAAAGAGAUGUGCUGAAGAGUUUUAUGAUAGAGUUCAGGGAUAAUUUGGCGCUAGAAUGUCUGAUGAGCUAGAAGCCAGGAUGUGGGACGACGGAGGCUCCCGAUACGAGUCCCGGAGCCGAGGUGCUUUUUUCGAAUCAGCAUUUGCUUCCUCUGAACACUUGGAUAGAGCACCUUUGUUGUCUGAAGAGACGUACACAGACGUUCCGGUGGCUUCUUCGGGCGAUGGAGAGGAGCAUUGCCACUGGAAGCCUCAGGCGGAGCCGCCCAGCGCAGUCCCGCAGCUACUCACAGCCCUCGUUCUAUGUGGAUUUUUCAUGGUUUGCGAGCUGAUCGGCGGCUACCUAGCGGGCAGUUUAUCAGUGAUGUCGGACGCGGCGCACAUGCUCAGCGACUGCGGGGGCUUCGCCCUGGCACUGCUGGCCUUCCACUGCGCUAAACGGCAGCCUGACGCUCGCAUGUCUUACGGGUACAAACGGGCGGAGGUUCUAGGUGCCAUGGUAUCAGUCCUCCUCAUAUGGAUCCUAACCGGAGUAUUCGUAUACGUGGCGGCGGUCCGACUGCACUCUGGAGAGUAUAGCAUCGAGCCAGACAUGAUGAUGGUGGUGUCAGGAUGCGGAGUAGUCUUCAACGUUGUGCUGGCACUCGUUCUUCACGGAUGUGCCUCGGAUAUAGCCCACCACCACAGUCACGGCGGCGCGGCGUGUGCCCACGCCCACUCCCACGCGCACGCUGCGCCGGAGUCGCGCCCCGCGCUGCGCUGGUUCCGGCGCGCGCAACACAAGCAACCCAGCGGGAAUGGACCGCUCGUCAACGGGGAUUACACUAUGAAGGACUUGUCUAAUACAGAAGCUAAUGUUGUGGGACCGCAGACUAGGAAUAUAAAUCUGCGCGCUGCCCUUAUACACGUAAUCGGCGACCUCAUACAGAGCUGUGGAGUACUCCUGGCGUCCAUCAUUAUCAAAAUAUACCCGGCAGCCAAGUUCGUGGACCCGGUGUGUACGUUCGUAUUCAGCGUGCUGGUUUUGAUGACGUCAGCGCGCGUCGUGAGAGAUGCUCUACGGAUGCUGAUGCAAGCGGUGCCGACUAACUUCAGGUAUCGCGAAGCAGUGCGCUCUUUCAGUGCCAUCGGCGGAGUGAGACACGUGCACUCCCUCCACGCGUGGUCUCUGUCCACCCAUCACACUGUCCUAACGGCACACGUCGCCAUCGACGAGCUGACAGACCCGGACUUGGUCCUUCGAGCAUGCCAGCAAGUGGGCCGGGAGCUGGGCGCUCAAUCAGUCACCGUGCAGGUGGAGAGGUUCCAGGCCAGGAUGCUGUCCUGCAGCAACUGCCGGCAGGCCGAGCACACGCCUUGACCCCUCAGCACGCUCUCUCACUAGGGAGCCGCAGGUCACCACAACGCGAGCUGUGUGAACAGCGCCGCAAACAACGAUAAGUGCCCGUAAAAUGUCCAAGAGUAAGUGAUAUGAAAAUUUGUAAUACACGUAUGACUUGAAGUUAGUUUCAUUGUAUGAAUGUGCCUGAACAAGGCGAAGACGAAAUUGUGAUACUAUUUUUCUUAUUUACCCCACCGCGAAGAAUUCACAAUGAAAUAGCCAACCAAAAACUGUUAAAUCUUAGAGAAUUUACAAAAACAUUAAUAUUUUUUAGUAUUGUAAGGACUUGUAGCUUCUUCAUUGAACAGGGUUGCCAUCUCAAUAGAUUUCGCAGUUAAUUAUAUUACAACAAAAAAUAUCUUUGAAUACUUCUUUUUCUUCUGUCCUUUGUGACAAUAAACACGAGACAUGUAUUGGUAAUUCACUUUUACUUAACGAUAAUGGAAAUUGUUAUUCGAUGAAUAAUAAUUUAGCAGUUAUACCAUUAUUUUUAUCAUUUUCGUUUGGUUUGGUUUGGAGAAAAUAAAUCUGGAUUCACAAUAAGUUUCCUUAAAUAAAAUUUAAUACAUAUUUUCCGCGAGAAUAAUUUAUUAUAGUUGAUGGCAACCCAUAAGAUAAUAUAUGACGUAACCAAGGAAAUAUUUAAGUAUUUGAUACAUCACAAUAAUACCUAACUUAUUCUUGACUAUGCCAAAUAAAGUUGUUAAUUUAUUUUUUUAUUAUUAAGUAUGUAAAAGAGAAAAAAUGCUAUAUUUAAUUUGAGAAAAUCGUAAAAAUUCUGACCAGUCUAAUUUCGGACUGAAGUUUAGAAAUUAUUGCAUGCCGUAUGUUUUUGAAAUAUUUAUCUUGUUACAUUUAAUAAUAUAUUUUUUGUAUCUUUGUUGAAUGCUUUGCUUUGUAAUGCCCGUAUUAUAGAAAGAUUCCCAGUAAUGAAUCUAGUCUUGAGCAUAGUCAGAAAGAGAUAUCGCUAUAUAUAGCACAUAGGGGCAUCCCUCUCUAACGCUACUCAAGUAGAGAUCAACACUUAGUUGUCAUUCUGUAAUACAGGCCUAAGACGUGGAAAUUUAUUGAUAACUAUGUACUUAAAAUGAUAAAAAAAAACGUAUUUAAUACUUUUGACCGGUGAUUUUAACUUCAAUGAAUGACCAUAUAAAAAAAUAAUUAUAUGACCACUACAAAAAAUUACUUUGUGUAGAUAAUAUCAUAAAUUGAUUUUAAGUCACAUUUAAAAAAUCAGUAUGAAUACAACUAUUUUUUUAUCACUUAAAUUUUAAAAAUAUAUUUUGAAAUUUUUUUGGAGAAAAUCAAGUGCGAACCGCUGGUCAACCGUAUAUCUUACUACAGAUAAAGUAUUAUUACACAAUAAUUAUUAAUAGCAUUCUUUGUAUUCUUGAUAAAUGGUUAAUGAAAGGAUUCAGAUUUCAUACAAUUUACGACCAAACGUGAAAAUGCCAACGAAUAUAUAAGAACUCGUUGGAACUGGACUAAGGCCCGUAUUAACUUUCAGUUAGAAAGGGAUGUCACUAUGUGCUAUAUAUAGCGACAUCGCUUUCUAACUAUGCUCAAGACUAGAUCAAUCACUGAAAUUCUUCCUUUAAUACGGGCCUAAAAGUCAUUAAUUUAUUAGGGUUGGUGCCCUAGCUAAAAGGAUUCUUGAAAAAAAAAACAAUAUUCUGGGAAACAAAACCAUUCAAAUCUCGUCAUUUUCACAUUCGGACCGAAAUGGAUGGUUCUUAUAUUAUUAACAUAGUGCCAAAUUUAGUUAUUAUAAUGUCAUUUGAGAAAAUACUAAAUUAAAUGAAAUAAUAUUACAGAAGUAUUUAUCGUCGUAGUUCUAAAAAUAUUGUUCUUUAGGUUUAGGUGUUAGAAUAAAAAAAAACACUAAAAAGGACUGGUCCCGUACAUUUAGUGUUUUUCUGUAAAUUAUGAAAUUUGAUUUAAACAUUCGAUGGAUGGAAAGUUGACCAACAUUUUGCAAGAUAUUUAGAAGUCAAUAAUAAUGUCGAAACAUUGAUAUUUCGAAGAGAAGCGUGUUCAGAGUAGCUCUGAUAUAAUAUAAUGCCUUUAAAUAUUAUUUGUAGUACCAAAAUGUAGUGUCACAAUCCCAAUGUAAUAUUGUCUAUGUUAAGAAGCUUAUAUGUAUAUAAUGUUUGAAUAUUACCGUAUUUAUGUAUAAUAUAAAGACGGAAGCCAUUUCUGCGUAAAACAGGGUUUUUCACUGUUAUUUGUGUCAAUUGUAUGACCGCUGUCACGUUUUUAUAAAGAACACGAUAUUUGGCUUGUUUCAUAAGUUAUUAAGAUAAUAAAAAUAUAUUUAAGUAUGUAUUUAAGGGAGCUAAUAACAUCUGCUAUGGCUUUGUGUUAAUUUAAAUAUUAUUCGAGUAUGUUAUUGUUAUAAUGAAACCCAACUUCCAUUUACCUUAGGCAAAUGGGCGACAGUUUAACAUAAAGAAUAUCUCUGCCCUUUUAUUUUUUGUCUAUAGUCUGUCUUGACGUAUUUUUAUUGGUCUCAUAUCGCCUGGUCUGUGUUAGAGAUGGCAGAUUUCUGCCACGAGUUGAGAAAAUUAUUUUAAUUUUACAUAUUCUGCGUUUUAUCAUAUUUAGUAAUGAUUUUAAAUUUGCACAUCUAGUGGUGUCGAUUCUGGCGUGAUUCUCUAAACUUAAAACUAAAUUUAUAAUUUUUCUGUCCUUUUCAUUCUAAACAGAGAAUGACAAGGCUACACUGUUGUCAAAUUUAAGUUUAGGUUUAGAGAAUCAUGCUAGAAUCGACAACAGUAUAUAGAUAAGUUUGUAGAGAAACUAUUGAUUUAAGACAUAAAUGAAGUCUGGAUGUACAGAACUUGAAUAACAAAUGGAAAAUAGGCCGGAAAAAAAAUGUGAGGCCGUGAAAAAUGAAAUUGAGUUCUAACACAGUUAGUCACAUUGCUUACACAUUGAGUGGAUAUGCCGUCAUCUUACGCAGCUAUCAUCCGACUUAAAUUGGCCGGGUGUAAUACAGAAAUAUUCCAUAUAAUUCACUGUCCAUCACUGGAUCCUAAUGCUCAAAAUGUAUUCGGCUAAUAUUUUUAUUUUGCGAGACUCAACGAUAUUAAAUAUCCUAGAUACAACAACACGAACAAAAUCGUGGCUGAAACCUGUCCAAAAGGUACAUUGUACGAUCCACGGAGCUCCGUAUGAUGAUCGCGUGGUCAAAAACCAUGAAAGGCAUUAUUUAAACAUUGAAAGACACUUUUCAUGCAUACUAUAUAGGGUCUUAAUGAAAACGCAUGCGUCAAAGACGUCUGACCUAGAUACCUAUCGAAAAAACGACACAUUAUUUUCGCAUUUUUUUACGAAGCUCUGUGGCACCUUGACUUUGUAACGGUCAGCGCGUGACUGUGAACCAAGAAGUGCUUGGGUGGAGUUCAAGCAGUCCUUGAUUGGGACACAUUUUGAGAGCACGUGGUGUAUCUAGUAUUUAAUAUCGAUUUCGACUGUAAAUAAAUAUAAUAAACAUUAAUCUCCUUAUAAAUAAACGAAGACUAGCUUGGAUUAGUUACUCCAUGUCUUUACUUUUGUCUUUGUCUAUUGAAUGACAAAUGGCAUUUGAGUGACAUGAACAAAACACGGCGUAACUAGUCUAAUCUUACUCCUUAUUUAUUAAUAAAGGGGUAUCAGUGGUAGAUAGAGUAUAGUUGAAUAGCUAUUCCAGUAUUUAGUCAUUCAGUAAUUUAUUAUCUGAAAAAAUGAGUAGCAAAGGUGAAACUUACUAGAGACCUAUUGACGGUUGUUUAAUAAAGAAUUGUAUUACCUAUUUCCGUAAAGAUAUGUCGUCAUACGCUUAAGUCUGUCAAUACGGGUCGUUUUUGCUUAAAGACAAUCUCGUCGAUAGCGAGAAAAUGACAAUAGGGUGACAACGUUUACUCCGUCAUCGUAACGAAGUCUAUUUAGUUCCUCAGUAAGAUUAUCAAAAAAUGAAGGACUUAUUAAUGACAACGGUAAAGCGGGCUCGUGACGUCACUUCUAAGCAAAAAAUGUACCAAGACGUGAUAUCAUACGACAUUUCGAAUCUUUCUAUCUUUAUGAUGUUUUGAUUAUGUGAAUAAAGAAAAACAAAAUACAUGUCAAAUACUUUUAUGAUAAUUUACCUGAUAGACCAAGAGAAACAGUUAUUUGUCGUCCCUAUUAUUAAUUUAAUAACUUUUUUUGUUUUUUUUUAAGUACGAUUGUGAGUUUUUGUCCCGUUCAAGCUGCAACAUUUGCAAAGUUCGGUUCCGAAUAGGUGACCACAAUAUUUAACCAGUUAUAUUCUCAUAUUUUCAGCCUGCGAGCUUGAUUAUAUAUGUCAAUACCCACUAAUCUGCACUAAGUCGAAGUGAUAAGAUGAGUAGAUUGAAGUAAAUGUCACAUGUAGGUACUUCAAAUUGUAUGAAAUCCGAGCGUGUCAGGUUUUGAGUACUCACAAGAAUAUUGAGUGGUGAAAAAGCAUUGUCACCUAUUUCAAUUACUUAUAUCGUUUUUACAGCUUAAAAUUACAUACAGAUAUUUUUUUAAAUAUUACUAUUGACGUAUCGUAAACGUUGAGGCGAAGAUGAAAAUUUGCGUAGAAGGAUGACCAUUGGACUGCCUUUUGGCACGCAAAAAACAUACAUUUGCUUUAUCUAUUUCUAUCUUUGUCUGUGGUACAACGACAAAAAACACAAAUAAAAAAAAUAUAAUAGUCUGGCAUGUUUUUCGUGAAGGCAUAGGCAUUUAUUGCAGUUUGAAAAACGUGAUAUGUGACAACAAUAGUCGUAACAGUAUAUGUUUGCGGAAAUAGAAGCUUAAUCUGCGUAACUUUGAAUUUAAUUAUUUAUGGCUAGUAAUGAUGUACUUAAUAAUUUAUUUUUAUAAUUAUUGUAUUCUUAAAUUAAGUAGACAUGAAUUUAAAACUCAAGUAAUUUAUGCUCAAACUAGUGAAUUUGAUGUGAUAGAUGCGUAGACUUUGUAUAUAUUGUCAGGUACAUUCCUUUAGCUGUGAAAUGUUCUUUUUUUUGUAGUUUAAGGGACUUGGAUGAGGCAACACUGUUUGAAUGCAGUGUUGCUACAAUGAAAUUUAUAUUGUUGUAAUACAUGUUUAUUAAGAAAAACGACUUUAUUGUACUGCAUCUCUUUCUAGAAUCACUAAUAUUAUUAUGUUUAUGUAGUAUGUACUUGAUUAUUAACUUUAUAUAAUCCCAUAUACCUAAAAAUGGUAAGUGCCGUCAUUUAGCAUUAGCAGUUUAAGUACAAUAUGUUAACCUUGUAAGGGGUGGUGUUAUUGGUGUAGAAAGGGAAUUUUCUUGGGGGAGAGGGAGAACCAUCCCGUUUGUGAAUUUUGCAAUGAUUUUUUUAAAUUUGAUGGUGGGUAGACAGGUUUGCUCCCCCCCUAGCUAUGCCCAUGGGUGGUGUGAAAGUUUCAUAUAUACAGGGUGUAACAAAAAGCAUAAUAAUCAAGCGUUUUAUACGGUCUUGUUAAAGUGAUGUUUAACUUUUGAGACACCCAUGUGUUACGUAUUGGCAGUGUUACGAAGAGGGGGAUAAUAAAUGGUUAUUGUAUUUUAAGAAGGAUAAUUGAUUAAAAAGUGUGUAUUUAAAAGAAAAUACUCAUGAAAUAUGUACGUAAGAAAUAAAUAAUGAAAAGUAUUUAUAAUGUUGUUCAGAAAAGGGGUUUUUAUAUUUAUUUAUUCACAAGUGAAUUCGGGUUCAAGGUUCAACUAAGCGAUUUGACUCACCCUGUGUAUAAAAUAAUAAGUACGUUUCGAAUUUUAGAACCAAUUGAAAUGUAUUCUCGGUACAUAAGAGUUAUAAACAUUGUUCGAUUAUGAGCAAUUUCUAAAACCUAACUUCAUUGGUGUUUCUUCUAUAUUUGAUGUAGGUAUAACUUAUUUUCUCGUUCGCCUCUCGACUUCGUCCAAAAUAUAUUUUCAGCAUAAUUAUGGCGAUUAAAAUUCUAUCUCUCUGCCCUGAUAACUGACAAGGUGCCUGAUUUUACAUCAUUGAGUAACAAGUCAUAUUUAUAAGUAAAUUCUACUGUCAACUUUCGCGUUUCAAUCUGGUGGGCGCGUCGAGUCCUUCAACUUUUUUCCGAUUUCAUAGGAAUUCACUUAGGAUUCACCCCUAAGAGCGAUGAAAUAGACUUUGCAAAAUUUUAAUCAUUCUUUUCAUUUUCACAGUAAUGUUACUCAAUUCCGAACCAAUCUUAAGAAUUCUAGGGGCCGUACCAAGAAAGACGUCAUUAAUAUUGUAUGAGAUGAAACUAUAGGUACAUACUUGCUGAUAUAUAUGAUGAAGAGUUAAUAGUCCUCUAAUAUAGCCCAGUGUAGACCUAAGGUGACCCAAUAUGGUGAUAGGAAACUGAGUUAGAAAUACGAAAUCGCUAAAAAAAUAUUCUCAGUAGUUUGUGAUACGUGGAAAAUUACGUUGUAACUGUGGCCAUAAUUCCAACGCGUACAAAGAAAUUUGGUGACUCAUUUCUUUGUCGCACUAUCCGUAAAUGGAAUCCUCUGCCCGCUCACGUGUUCCCACCUUCUUACAACCUGGGAUCCUUUAAAAGAGGCGUGUAGAAGCAACAUGCAGGCCGGCAGGGUGAGGAUGGCUUGUGGCAGGUAGAACUGCUGUACCAGCUAUCUUCACGUCUAGACUUCACCGUCGCUUAACAUGUGGGGUGGUCAUUUCUCGGACACAUGUAUAAAAAAACCUUUAAAGUCCAGUCCAGUCUUCACUAUAGUUAUUAUUCUUAAUACAUUAAUAUAUUGUAUGGAUAUAAUUCGAGAUGUCACAAGUAUAAUAUGACGAAUCUACCAAAAACAAAUUAAUUUAAAAAUAAUUAUUAUUGCCAAAUUGUAACCAAAAACGUAUUUUUAUAAAUGAUUUUAUUGUAUAAAUGUAACGUUUUUCAUCUGUUAGUGCACCAUGUUUUGUCAUACUCGAAAACAUAGCUUUAAGUCGAGCUAUUAAAGUCUAAAAUUAAUUGAAAGCGAAGAGUUCCGAGUCUGUUUGGUUGGUGCAUUAAUGUUGAUGAGAAACGAAUAAAUUGUUAUGAUUUCUAUACAUAUUUUUUGUUAUGUGAUGUUUUCCGUCCCUGUUCGUAUGCAGUUUUUUUAUUUGUUGUAACCAUUUGCUAAUAAUGUGUAUUAAAAAUUAAGAAAUUUAUUGAAA